Messenger RNA from Anneissia japonica, 6846 nucleotides. RefSeq names its product protein CASC3-like. Gene Ontology annotation, biological process: mRNA processing. NCBI's taxonomy places the organism in Eukaryota, Metazoa, Echinodermata, Crinoidea, Comatulida, Comatulidae. Bases 164 to 3616 code for a protein of 1150 amino acids. The transcript is spliced from 12 exons. Gene Ontology annotation, cellular component: exon-exon junction complex. The record is from RefSeq and is a predicted model, not a curated record. Gene Ontology annotation, molecular function: mRNA binding.
CCGUCGGGCAAAUACUGGCGCCUCCCCUGCUUUACAGACUAUAAAACAACAAGUCGUCUUCAUCAGGGUGAAUGGAUGGCAAUCCAAAAAAAAAACUGUAAUUAUUGGGUAAUACAAAACUGUAUGAACCUGGCAAAACUAUACGCGUGGUGGUGGAAGUUCAAUGAAAAUGGCGGAAAACACUGGAGAGGCCACUCAUAUUCAGGAGUCAAAGGAAGCUGCUGUUAUGGAAGCUGAACAGAAGGAAGAUGUUAGUGUGACUGAUGUGACAGAUUCUGUCAACAACAUGAAGUUAAAUGAAACAGUAGAUGAUAGUGUGCCAGAAGUACCUGCACAAGAGAUUCCAGAUGAAUUAGAAAGUACUACCACAGCAAAAUACGAAGAUCCUGGCAAUAGUAAAGAGCAGCCAUCUGUUGAUAAUGAGCAGGAUGCUGCCUUGGAGGAGAAUUCCAAUAGCUUAGAAAAGACAGAGCAAAAUAAUAUUAGCGAGGAUUGUGAAUAUGCGGGUAGUUGUGUUGAUCCUGUUGUCGCUCCUCCCCCCCAGAAAACUGGGGAGGAUGAUCCUCAAGGAACAACUGACGAGGAUGAUCCUCGAGAAACAACUGAGGAGUAUGAUAGUCAAGGAAAAACUGGGAAGGAUAAUCCUCAAGAAAUGAUUGUGGAGGAUAAUUUUCAAGGAACAAGUGAGGAGAUGAACUCUGAGAGUCAUAAGUUGACUGCUAAAGAAGUAGAAAAAGCUGAAGAAAUGGAAACAGAAAAUUCUGAAGAUGAACAUGACGACGAGGGUUCUGAUUUUGAAAAUACUGCACCAGUGAGAAGAAGAAGAGGCGUCUCUAGUGAUGGGGAAGAGGAGGAAGGAUUAGAAGAACAGGUUGUAGAGUCUGAUGGAAAUAUUUCAGAGGAGGAGGAUGAAAGAGAUGUAAUUAUAGAAAGUGAAGGAUAUGAAGAUGGUGAUAUAGAAGAGCCAGAAGAAACGAUUGAAGAGGAAAAGGAAAAGGAAAAAGAAGACACGGAAAACCCACAAUUUGUUCCAAAACAUGGUAUGUUUUUUAUGCAUGACAAUCGAACCGAUGCUUCAAGUGAAGAGACAAAAGACUCACCUGCAAAAAAGAAACUCUGGGAUGACAAAGGGAAGUGGUCACAUGAUCGCUUUUUGUUAGAGGAGCAAGGACCAAAGUCAUACAGAGAUGUGAUCAAUGUGUAUGGUUAUGACAUCAGAGAAAAAGACUAUCCGCCUACUUCUAGUAGCUACACAAGAGGGAGGGGUGGCCGUGGUCGAGGAAGGGGAGGUCAACGUUCAAGACCUCUUGUAUCAGAUUAUAUUCAAAAUUCUGCAAAAACUGUUGAUCAUACAGAAACAUCAAGAGGGUCAACACAAAGGAGGGGUUUUGGAAGGGGACUUCAGAGAGGACGAAGGAGAACAUAUCCAAAGCAGUCAGAGGAAAGAAUGGUUGAUGAAGUUAAUGAAAGUAGCCCCGACACAACACAAACAUAUAGAAAUACAUAUCAAGAAAAUCAUAGCAAAGAUGCAUAUACUAAGCAUGAAAGUAGAUAUUCAAAUCGAGAGGAUUACAACAGGAGGAAUAGAUCUGAUAACAGGGAUUUGCAGGCUAAACAGAAAAUAUAUGAUAAUGAUGAGUCACAAAGAAAAUCAAACCGAGGAAGAAAUAGCAAUUAUCAGAGAAGGGGAGGUGAUGAACCGUACGAAACAACGGGCAGGCAAGAAAGUAGGGAUGAUGAUAAGCGAGAUACACGAUACAGGAAUGAAAGGUCCAGGGACACUUAUGAAAUUGAACCGAAAGACUACAGGUUUAGAAAUAGAAAUCCGGAGCAUAGAAAUAGGUUCAAAGAUGGAGAGACAUUUGAGGGGAGUAUGAAAGAUACCUCUGAAAAAAGAAAUGAAGCAAACAGAGGCAAUAUAGAUUUUAGAUAUAGCAGAAGAGGUGGUUUUAAUGAAGGAAAACAAAGAGGAACGUCAAAUGAAAGCACAUUUACUGAAAAGAAAGUUCCUAUUGAGAACCAAGGUGAUGUUAGAGACGAUAAAAUGUCAAGGGUGUCGGCCACUGAAGAAGAAUGGCCAACUCUUGGAAGACAACCAUCCCAAGGCAGUAGUAAUACAGAUAAUGUGUUACCAAGUUCACAGCCAAAUGAGUGGACAAAUAAAGAAUUAAGGACAGUCAAAAAAGAAUCACCUACGUUACCAUCAAACACGAAGACACAACAUACUAAAAAUCCAGUAGAAAAUAUUGUUACUAAAGAUAGAAUAUCAAAAACUAAAGACAGUGAUACUUCUGUUGAAGAGUCUGCCUAUUCACGAGAAUCUAAGUCAUUUUCUCAAAGGCGCCAUCAGCGUAGCACUAUAAAAGAAAUACCAAAGAUCCCGGUGACGCCCAGUAAAGAUGCGCAUCCGCAGGUUGCACAGGAAGCUGGCAGUUUUGAUCACGUCCAGCCGACGAGUCCAGCACCGAAGCUGCUUCAGAACUUCCAGAUACGUGUGGAAGGAGGCCAGAGAAAGAUUAUUGAUGAUUCGAAUAAGAAGUCAGAAGAGCACUCUACCAGUAAAGAUGAGCCUACAGAUGCCACGAACAUAUCUAGUGCAACUGGUGGAAGGGGAGGCAGCAGGCCGCAUCGGUAUUCCUCUCAGCGCCAGAGGACUUUAGAAGCAAGAGCUGGUAUCCCACCCUCAAGUUCAGAAUCACCGCAACAUUAUUUUGAACCAGGCUAUCAAGCUCAAGUUUACCAGAGUGAUGGAACACCACCACCCAACAUAUCUGAUCCAUCGCUCACACCUACGCACGGAAUGAUGCGACAAACAACAAAGCCGUCUGGUUCACCAUCGCCAAGACUGUCGACCCAGAGGCCACCGCCAUCAAUGCCUGAUUCUAGACCACCACAAACUCAGUUAUCUGAUGCCGCAGCCUUGCUACCAAAUAGAUUACCAGUUCAAGGUUUACAACAUGCAGCGGCAACCCACCCACGGAAUACAGGCAUGUUACAUCCGGCUGUAUCCAUGGGGGCACAUCCACCUCAAGGGGCUUUCCCUCCUACGACAUUUGUGAAUGUGCAUUAUAAUCCGGGCCACCCAGUUCCUCAACCGGUACACACAAGACCUACUCAAGGACAUCCAGUGCCACCUCCUGUGCAUGCUAGCCCUGUGCAGGGACAUCCUGGGCCGCCGCAUGGGCAUCCAAGACCAGCCCAGGGGCUAACAGGACCUAUCAACGCUCCGUUUCAGAUUGGUGGGCCGGUACCUGUUCAGCAUUUUCCAGUUAAUACUGUACCACAGGCAGGAGUUGGUGCAACACAAAACCUACCGUCGAUGGGUCAACAGAUACAGCCAGAAGUAAUUUUAGAUAAUCUUCGCGGACUUACUUAUAAAGGAGCAACCUACUACUCACCUGAAAUACAGCUCGGUAUGCAGCGAGCUCCACAGAGACGGCAGCCACAACCUGUCAGGAUUGAAGCGCCCCCUGAGUCGCAUUAUACUGUACCACAGGCAGGAGUUGGUGCAACACAAAACCUACCGUCGAUGGGUCAACAGCCACAACCUGUCAGGAUUGAAGCGCCCCCUGAGUCGCAUUAUGUAGAGCAAUAUCAAGGGACAGAGAAUUCCUGAGAGAAUACCUGAAAGAAUUAGUAAAUCAUUUCUAAUUUAUUCGCUAUCAUAUUCGUCCUUAAGUGUGAACAACAUGAUUUGAUAGUCAAAUUUGAGUGUAAGCCAAGUCUCUUCAUUUUAAGACGUGCUGUGGGUUAAUACUAUAUUCUAUUGUGUAUUUGCUAAGCAUGGCAUUUAAUAGAAUUAUGCUUUUAGGGUAUGUACUUAGAAUAAUAAUACAGUACACUGUUUGUACUUACAUUUUAGGAACAUGUCUUUUCAGCACUUUGAAAUGUCAAUAUGAAUGCAAAUUUAUUAUUAUUAUUAUUAUUGUUAUUAUUAUUAGGGCGAAAAAUGUUGUGUUGGCCUUGCACACUGAUAUUUGGGUAGUUUGGUUAGCUGUUUUUGGUUCCUAUGCAUAGCAAUUAGAAGAGUUGCAAUGAACUUGACAUACGUAAUGCCUGAGUGUGUGUGUGUGUGUGUGUGUUUGUGACAAUGAGGUUGUAAGCAGCAAGUCAGAAAACCUGCACAUAUGUUGGUUCUCCAGUUUUGUUGUUGAUUUACUUUUGGGCGUGUCUUUGGUGAUCCUUUUUUAAUUUUUGAUAUUUUUUUAUUUUUUUUUUGCUUUUUACCUAAUACACAAAAUCAGGUAAAUCCCAGGGCCUUAUUUAUCAAUAUAAACAACCCCUACUUCUGCAGAGAUUAAAAGGUAUCAUUCCUAUUUUGUCCUCAAAAGCUACUCAUUUCAAAUCAUACACUGAGCUUUUGCCCGUUGAGGGGCUGAUACAUGAAAUUUGAUGUAAGUAGGAGGUGGCCUUACACCCGAAGCAUGCUUAUACCUAGGGCACUAUGGUUCUCUAGCAUAUUGCAUCUCAUUGUAAAAAUAAAUAACACAUUGCUUGCAUAGGAACCAUAGUCUUAAAAGGGCCUUGUUUAUCUUUGGAUUUUUUUUUUGACUGUGUACCCUAGGUCUAAUUCAAGGUUUUUGGUAUACCAACCAUCACUCACAUCAUAUUCUUUAAUUGGUAAUGUGGUAACCACAGGGCUAAAAAAGAAUUAAUGAAGUUAAUGUCCGAGAUAUGUUAAUUAUACCUUCAAAGUGACCAUUUUAGGUUCCUCAUCCGGGAAAAAGUAUAUUCCCCAUUUGUCCAUCCCCCACUCCCCCCCACAAAAAAAAAAUAAAAUAAAAAAUAGGAAAAAAGUCUAUUCUGAAUUUUCGAAAAUUAGUAUUGGUUGGGCUAUAGCAACAUUAUAUUUUGUUUGUCGUUGUUAUUGUUUAUAAAUUAAUGUGCUGUGUUUGUGUUAGCUGAUUUACAAGCAUAAUAAUGUAUUUUUUUGGUAUUGUAGCUUAUAAUUUCUACUUGUAAAUGUAUUUUUAAAUUCAUUUUUAUCUAAUUUAUACCAGUGUACCAUUUUUUUUAUUAGUAAUUAUGUAGAUCUAGAACAUGGCUGAUUUGUUUAUUUGUUAAAUAUACAAAAUUAACUGGAGUGCGCAAGUCAUCUUGGAUUUUGUUUAUAUUCUUAUAGUUUACAGUGGUAGGUGGCAGAUCUAGGAAUGUGAAAUCUGGGGCCCAGUAGGGAAUUUCACAGUGUGUGUCCACACUACAUCACCUCCACCAUGGUUGGGGCUGAGGUACAAAAUGGUAUGUCUAUGGUACUUAUAGAUGGUCAGAAAUACCACUCUCACAAACAUUAUAAUGCAAUUUUCUUUUUUCCCGUUUGAAAAAAAAAUCAAAAGCCACCCUUGAAUUUACCUCUGCUUUGUUUAAAAUUUUAUCAACAAGUAAAACUCAAAAUUUAUUUCAGUUUUUGGAAUCAGGCACCUGUAUCUUGGAAAAUAUUGGCCUAAUUGGACUAAAUUUUGAAUUAUUUGUAGCGACAGAAAAAAACUAAGUGAGUUUUAAAACUAAAUUCAAGAUGGUAACUUACACACCCCUGUUAAUUUGGGAUAGAAUGACUCAAUUAUACCCUAUAUUUUUUUUAUUUUUUUUAUAAAUGACAGAUGUGCUUUUAGCCAUUCUUUAUUUAUAUUAAUAUUUUUUCUAAAGAGAUUUAUUGUCUUUUAUUAGAUGUUGCGAAAGAAGAAAGUAUAAUUAGUUUAACACUAUGUAAUUAGUUUGACAUAACCUUGGGCAGCUUAAUCUCCUUACAAUAGAUUGCACGAUUAUAUAUUGAGCUUGUGACCUUAUAAAGAAAAUUAUCAUCUGAUUUUCUUAACAAUUCAUUCACUGCUAAUUAUGUGGACAGGUUGAAUGUCUUGUUCAUUCAUAUCAUAGUCCUGUAUAUCAUCAGUUAAUUUUAAUAUAGAUGAGUUAAACCUUUAGAGUAGAAUUUGAGAGUGAAAGGAUUCGUUAGCUGAUGGUUCAAAUUACAAUGUGGAUUUGAAUUAAGAGAGAUAAAGGACUGGUUGAUUAUUAACUCAAAUUAACAAACAGAAACGCGAAAACAGCAUUAGAGAUUUUUAAUGGAGCAUUUGGUUAGAAUUAGGUGAUGAUGGAAUUCAAAAUACAGAAUGUUUGCGGAUUAUCUGGAUCAUAUUAAAAUGCAAAGUCAAGCUACACUUAAUGUUUUUUUCACAAACUUUCUGCAGUGCUUGGACCCUAGCUUUCAAGUACAUUACCAAACUAUAAACACUAUAUUGUGCACUAGUUUUUUGACUAUGUGUAUGUUAUGUAGUACCAAUGAAAACAAAAAUUGAAAUUAGUAUAUGAUUUAACAAGUGUUUAUUUUAAAGUUUGCUUUACACUAAUUAGUAUUUACAAGAAGCAUUUUUUUUAAUUGCCAUACGGGUGUGAUUGCUCAAUGCAGCCAUAGAGCAAAGCUGUUUCUUUGCUCUAUGAGAUGCAGCAAAGUUGGUAGAUAUUGUGUGUGCGCUGAACCUUGACGAUCAUUGGAAUAUCUAGGUCAGUUCCAUGCAGGUCUACUCCGGCGCAAUUUUAAAUAGUGUUGGUAUUGAGAAACUGUAGAAUUUAAUUUGAAGAUGUUUGUAAGCAGUGAUUUUCUUAUUAUAGAUGCUUGGUAUUGAUUUAUUUUAAAUUUAAUAUGAUGAUUACUUGUGUAAUGCCAUAGAAUUGUGUUCCUAAUGAUAAACCGUUCAGAGUAAAUUGCUGGAGAAAAGAAAAACACUAAUGUGUUGUUAGUUAUAUAGCAAUACCUCAUUAUUGGUAUUAUGUUGGUUGUUUUGCAUUGCACAGUGGUUUGUACAUUACUGUAUUUAACAAGAUAAAAAAAAAAUUCUUUAAGACAAUUGA